CAGGUGUUGACGUCAGCGAUGGCGUUACUAAGGAGAUGCCGCGUGAAUGCAGCCUUGACCAUACAGCUGUUCUCACAGCUGUUCCAUUUCAUCAACAUGUGGUCAUUCAACAAGGUGGUGACGUCGCCUACCAGUCCGCAUCCUCAGCAGCCCCACGGCGUGUGUUACUGCACCAGGACCUGGGGCCUGAGGUUGAAGUCAAAACUGGCGCAGUUAGAGGCGUGGGCAGAGCGACAAGGGCUGGAACUGGCCGCAGAUUGCCAUCUGGCUCGAAUUAUACAAGCGGCACAUUUGUUGCAGGCUCCAAAAUACAACGCAGAUGAUCUGGCGACACUGAGCUCCACGUGCUUCAAACUCAACUCGCUACAGCUUCGAUCGCUUCUGUCAAAAUACCAGCCAACGCCUGAUGAGCCUCGACUGCCGCACGAGCUGAUCGAAAACGUGGUGAGGGUACGUUCAGAUAAUUUUAGGUGGUGGUCGGGGAUUGCGAUUGCUUUCAUAAUGUCGUCUUGCU
Zootermopsis nevadensis is the source of this 514-nucleotide messenger RNA. The record is from RefSeq and is a predicted model, not a curated record. Lineage: Eukaryota; Metazoa; Arthropoda; Insecta; Blattodea; Termopsidae.